Cuscuta europaea is the source of this 797-nucleotide messenger RNA. The record is from the annotation of a GenBank genome assembly. NCBI's taxonomy places the organism in Eukaryota, Viridiplantae, Streptophyta, Magnoliopsida, Solanales, Convolvulaceae.
GUAGGCUCUCUUUUUGCCUUGAAGAACACGAAGGGGAAGAAGAAGGCCCCGACGGGCACUUCUGGCAGGGAGGGGCCUUCCCAAGCUGCUGCCGCCGCUGCUGGCGCCGGAGGGUCCAAAGGUGUCGGGCCCGCGAAGAAGAAGAAUGUCGGCAAGGGGACCGAGCCCCCAGCAAAGAAGGUGAAGACUGUCACCCCCCGCCAAGCAGCCGACCACCGAUGUGGUGGUGAUUGUGGAUGAAGGGCACGCCUCUGCCCCCACCUCCCAGGAACACAUCAACCAGGAGUUUUUCGGGCGGGAGAAGCUGGAGGCGCUAGUGCCGAAGGGAGCUUCAGUAUUGGAGGGCAGCCUGAACCCUUUGGCACUGAUAUGCCAGAUGCUGCCGUCGGCUGACCGGUUGGCCCUUGCCAGGUUGGACGAGGGAUCCCUCGAGGCGAAGGUCCUUCUGGACGCUGCCUUCCUUUAUGGGCCUCUGCGAGCACCUCCGGAGGGUGGAACAAAUGAGGGAGGCCAAGGGCGCAGCCGAGGGGGAGGCCGCCCUUCUCAGGAAGAAACUCGUUGAGGCUGAGGACUCUCUUCGCCUGGCUACCGACGGCAUGGAGCAGCGGUUGCAAGCUGCGAGGGCCGAAGGGGUGAACGAGGGCCUGGCCAGGGCCGGGGAGGCAGCUGCCGAGGCCGCCCGCGUUGCUGCCAAUGAAGCCCGCGCAGCUCAAGAAGAGGCCGUCUCAAAAGCCCGAGAGGAUGCGGUGGCCAGCUUUAUUGUCGAGGGAUGGAAGGCUGAAGACCGGAGGGAGUGG